Messenger RNA from Ceraceosorus bombacis, 1810 nucleotides. The record is from the annotation of a GenBank genome assembly. NCBI's taxonomy places the organism in Eukaryota, Fungi, Basidiomycota, Exobasidiomycetes, Ceraceosorales, Ceraceosoraceae.
AUGAGGCUCAGCAACGAGGAUGUGCAGGUGCAACUGAGUCGACGCAGACCAGGUCAGAGCGACUUGACCACUCCCGUGAGUGCGCUCGCGUCUUCUUGAGCACCCUUGGCCCCAGCCUGUGCCUGUGCCUGUGCUCACGCUCUCUCCCCAUCCGUCUCUUACACGCGCUGCUGCUCUCGCCCAGCGAGACGAGAAGGACAAGGUGAGCAUCCAAUCCGGCGUAGAGAAGGGCGUCACGCUGGGUACGCCCAUCAGCAUGCUAGUCAAGAAUCAAGAUCAGAGACCUAAAGAUUAUACGGACGAGACGUUGGAUCUGUAUCCGAGACCAAGCCAUGCGGAUUGGACGUAUCUGGACAAGUACGGGGUCAAGGCCAGCUCGGGAGGUGGCAGGAGCUCGGCAAGGGAAACGAUCGGUGAGUCAAAGCGCCAGCUGAAGAGUGUACGGGCUGACGAGGUCACGUCGUGAGCUGCAUGUAUGCGCCAUUCAGUGCAAGGAAAGGGUGGGACGGGGCUGAGUACCGCGCUCAGGCUUCCGCUAGCUAUUGCCGUGUGCACUGCUGAGCUGAGCACUCUCAAAGCUCGAUCAAUUGUUUUAUCGAUCGCUCACCAAGGCUGACGCCCGGUGUCCGCUCUCCUCUUAGGCCGAGUCGCCGCGGGAGCUGUGGCAGAAAAGUAUCUUUCCGAAGCAUUCGGCGUCGAAAUCGUCGCUUUCGUAUCCUCUGUCGGCGCCGUGCACAUACCUCGCUUCCCUGGAGAGAAGCUGGCUUCAGAAUCAUCUGCCUCCAAAGCCACUUCCUCAACCGAUGCGGCAAUCGGCUCACAUGCUGGAGCAGUGGAUAACACGCUGGAUCUAAGCGGGUUGGACGAGGAGGAGAUCCAGGAACCGCUGAGUAAAGAGUUCAGAAACUUGCUUGACAGAGUCACGAGACAAGAGGUGGACAAGGACGAUGUGCGAUGUCCCCAUCCUUUGGCUGCAGAACGGAUGAGACAGGUGAGCGAGCCAACAAGCCACGUCAAGGACCGCGAAUGCUAAGGAGCUGAUGCGUGGUCCACUUUUGGCCGUGUACCUUUCCCAGCGCAUUCUGCUGGCCAAAUCCAAGAACGACUCGAUAGGCGGUACAGUGACAUGCGUCAUUCGCCGUGUUCCAUCGGGGCUGGGGGAACCCUGUUUCGACAAGUUGGAAGCCAAGUUGGCCCACGCCAUGUUAUCCAUCCCAGCCACCAAAGCAUUCGAGAUCGGAUCUGGCUUCAGAGGUACUGAGGUGCCCGGCAGCAAGCACAACGACGCCUUUGUUGAAAAGAAUGGCAAAUUGGGAACAGAGACGAAUUGGAGCGGAGGCAUUCAGGGUGGCAUCUCUAAUGGCGAAGAUAUUUAUUUCAGGUGAGUCCGCAUCGAUGAAGGGACAGCAUUCGCCGCUGCAAGAGCGCCGAAUGUUUUGGUCGUUACUUCUCCCCGUAAGCAGUCGCUGAUCGCAAAGCUCUGCUUUAUCCUGUACACCCUUCGUGCCCCUUUGCGCGCGAUCAACGCAGAAUCGGUUUCAAAUCGCCCGCCACAAUCUCUCAGGAUCAAAAGACGGUUUCGUACACUGGCAAAGCAGGCGUACUCGCAACGCGGGGCAGACACGAUCCAUGCGUCGUUCCUCGCGCCGUGCCAAUCGUGGAGAGCAUGGCAGCCCUGGUGCUCAUCGACGCUCUUUUGGCUCAGGACGCUAGACAUUUGGCAGCGACUAGGCUAGACAGACGCAAUGUUCUCGAUCUACCAAAGAGCAUGCGCUUGGAGGAAAAGGUCAAGCAGGAAGCUUCAAAGUAG